UCAGAUGGGAGACCGUUUGGUUGUGGCUGUUGGGAGUGAUAGCACAAGUGCAGCAUCACGAAGGUAGUGCCCUGGAUUCAAUAUGCUCUGCCAUACUGGAAAAUGUAGAUGAAUUAUGCAGCCUCCGUGCAUGUAUUAUUCAGCGACCCAGGCUGCUUUUUAACGGUGAAAUUUUGGCAACAACCCAGGCCAAAGGACAAUUGGGAACUCUAGAGUUUGUAAAAAUUUGAAUUCUUUUUUUUUCUACGCUUAAGUUAUUCGUCUGCAUUUCUGGAUUACAUUGCCCCCUUUUUGCCUCAAUUUGAAAUGCCAUUUGUGUGAGACAGACAUUAGAAAGUAUAUAGUACUCAGAAUUUCUUUAUUGAUUUGUCAAACAAGCUUGUUUUCAAGUAAUUUAGUUUAGUUUAAGACUGCGGAACCAAAUGGGUAGCUGGAAGGAUCUUUCUGGCUGGGUAUGAGAUCAGUGUUGAGUGGGGAUCAGGCUAGUCUUUCCUGCUCCGACUGCAGGUUAUCAGACCUGAGGUUCCUAAUUUGGCUGCCUCAGGCGCUUCGCGUGUAAUUGACCUGGGCUGUGCUUUGUUGGAGUUUGCUGCUGACUCAUCGGCGGUGCAUCAGUGCAGCUACAGAGGCAUCUGCGGCCAUCCGCGAUGAGUAGUGGGAGCAUUGAUCUCCACAGAGAUGAAUUAUAAGCGUGGCGCAGAGAGAGCCAUUAUUGAUCGUUUCUGGUAAGGUGGAGUCCAUCAGGGUUAGAAAAUGAAGGAUAGUGUAUUUACAAUUUCCAAAGGAUUCUUGAAAGACAAUGCUGUAACUUGAUCACAUCAAUACGAUGGCCUUUUCCUAUACUUUUAACCUCAUGUUUACUGUAAUCAGCUGAAUUGUCUGCUGCUAUGCCAGCUGCUCCAAGAGUUGUUUACAGCACAGUGUGCUGAGGUAUGAUUGUGACUCACAUCUCAGUUUGUAUAUCUCUCAUUAGGUCAUGUGCAAAGAUAUAGAAAAAGGCAGAGAGGCUGUCAAUUAUCAAUUUACUUCAACAGACUUUGACCCUUGCUCUUUGCCUCAUACUGGAUCUCUGUGUGAUGGCAAAGAAUAAAUGCUGCAUGUACAACACCCUCUAUAGUUAUUGGCACACCUGGUAAAGAUGUGUUUAUCUACUUUUAAAAGGUGGUUAAAAUGUAUUAUAAUUUUUAUUUAAUAAUCCAUUGCUUCCUGUUUUCACUGGGGUAUAAACUUGAUGUGACACAGAGGCCCGUUUGUCUUCCAUUCGUUUCAAAAAUACCUUAUUUUCUCAAGGAGAAAUUAAAUGUUGUUAUACCUCAUAUUAUGUAAGUAUCUUCGAAGAGUUGUUAUGUAUGGAGACGCGUGGUAAUAAUUAGUUUUGCAACUUAUCAGAAGAGGCUUCUGAUUUAAGACUGCUGCUGUGUGACAGUCUCAUGACUGUCAUGACACACUAACAGCUCAAUUUCUGGACAGCAAAGAUAAUAUUCCACAUUAAGGCUGGACAAGGACCCUAUUCUACAAUGCCGCCCUGCAGAGCGAGGAGGAUGGAAGGGGAGUUACAAAAUUAUUCAACGCUCAUUGAACUGUAGCAAAAAGGCGGAAUGUCGGGCUCGCCAAGUCCUUUUAGAAACCCUUUCUGGCAGCGGAGGGCGUUGUAAGGCUGUAGGUAGAAGUGUUUUAAUUCUAAAAAUGUCAAGAUGAUGUAUUUUGUCCAUUCAAAAUAAUCAUAUUAUUUAGAAUAGUCCAAACAAUUAGCUUGUUGUGCAAUUAAUAUUAAUACCGCUAGAACUUUGUCACAUUUUGUCGUUUUGCGAACACAUACUGCAAUGUAUUUUAUUGAGAUUUAAAGUGACAAGCAAAUGCAAAGUUUGCACUGUAAUAAUCAGUUUUCAGGUUUUGGGAGAAGCAUUAAAGGAUGCUUCUCCCAACAUUUCCACCUUACCUAGAUUUUAUUAUUUGACUAGAGCAGCUUCUUCCACAUGUUUGUUGUGUCCUCUUAUGACUUACAGCAAACUUUUACAGCCCUUGGCUUUUCCCCACACUGGCCAGUAAAGUGAAGUGCAGAAAUCCUUCCUUCCACUUCACAUUCAUGCACUAUUUUUGUUGCCCAAUCACAUAAAAUCCCAAUAAAACACAUUAAGUUUCAGGUUUCUGGAUGGUGUUCUAUAAAAUAUGAAAAAGUCCUAGGUGUAUGAUUUCCUUUGCAAAACAUACUAUCACAGUCAGCUGAUUAAUCUAUAGUAUACACUUGACUUUACUUUACAUCUGUGCACUUUUUUUUUUUUUUUUUUUUUACCAUUUCUCUUCAUGCCCAGAAUAUCCUGCUUGAGUGAAAUCGAAAGACUUAAUCCAGUUUUGGUUAUCGACGAUGGGACAGACUAAUGCAUCUCCUGUUGCACUACAGCGGUGCAGAAAUGGCAUUUCAGGACUUUGGAAAUUCAAUAAGCAGAACCCUGCCAGGGCUUAUUCUUUUUUGAAUUAUUCAUGCAAUUAGCCUGUUGACGGUUUCACUCACAGACUAUCCUAUAACAAACAACAGGAUAAUCUGAUCCCAUGAUCAUGAAUUGGCUCUAUUUUAAAGAUGGGAACAGUUUGAGGAAUGGUGUCCUGCAGGAAGUUGCAGUGGCAUCAAAGUAAAGAGAAAGCGACAUGAAGUGAUCUCUGAUGGAUGGUUUCUGACUGCCGCAUGUCAUUUGAUCCCAUCUGUGCCCAACCACAGAACCUUAAGGCGAUGCGAGCCUUCUGGCCCUUUAAAAGCCGAGUCCCGCAGCUCUGAAGGAGCUCCAUAUGGCUUCCCCGCUUCGUUUGUGAGCAGCCGGGGCCGUCAUGUUGGAGGGAGGAGCUCGCCUCAAACGCACCAGAUAAAGCCCGUAUAGCGUCUCAGCGUGGAGGCGCACACUUUACUAUAUCUCACCGGCAGCUUCAGGCUCAGCCGAGCCGAAAGAGGAGCGCGGGGAGGCGGGUAACGCUGAAACGGCUGCCCUCGCCAGUGCACGCUCGCCGUUGUUCCAGCAGCUGAGUGAACUGUAGCUUCCAGAUCCAGUUGCUGCUGUUGCCUGCGUCUUCGCAGAAACGCACUGGCUCCCGUGUUUUAUGGGAAUAAAAUCCACGAAGCUGAAGCGCAUGCGGGGGUGAAUGAGCGGAGAUCACGACGCCUCGAGAUGACAAAGCCAGGCGGGCGGAGAGGAGAGGAAGAAGAAGACGGAGCGGGACCCUCUGGCUCGUCCGCCGGGUACCGCAAGGCGGAUGACGAGAUGUCCGGGACCACUUCCCAGGCGGACCCCGUAGACGCGACUGCGCGGACUGUGAUCCUCAACCGGACCCAAAGCACCAAGUUCUGCGACAACCACGUGAGUACCACCAAAUAUGGGAUUCUCACAUUUCUGCCCCGGUUCCUCUAUGAGCAGAUCAGACGGGCAGCCAACGCCUUCUUCCUGUUCAUCGCACUUAUGCAGCAAAUCCCCGAUGUAUCACCGACCGGUCGCUACACCACUCUGGUGCCGCUCAUCUUUAUUCUCACUGUGGCGGGAAUUAAAGAAAUCAUAGAGGAUUAUAAAAGACACAAAGCCGAUAACACGGUGAAUAAGAAGAAGACGACAGUGCUGCGGAACGGAGCUUGGCAGACGAUCAUCUGGAAGCAGGUGGCAGUAGGCGACAUAGUGAAGGUGACCAAUGGCCAACAUCUUCCAGCUGACAUGGUUAUAGUGUCCUCCAGCGAGCCACAAGCCAUGUGCUACAUUGAGACCUCAAACCUGGACGGAGAAACCAACCUGAAGAUCAGACAGGGUCUUCCCCUGACAGCCGGUUUUCAGACCCUGGAUGACUUGAUGGCGUUGUCGGGUCAUUUGGAGUGCGAAGGCCCCAACAGACACCUGUAUGACUUCACCGGCACACUGCGCCUGGUGAACCAGAAUCCAGCUCCUCUGGGUCCAGACCAGGUGCUGCUGCGUGGAGCCCAGCUCAGGAACACACAGUGGGUUGUAGGAAUCGUCGUCUACACUGGCCAUGAUUCUAAACUAAUGCAGAACUCCACCAAGGCGCCGCUGAAGCGCUCGAACGUGGAGCGGGUGACCAACAUGCAGAUCCUGGUUCUGUUCGGCAUCCUGCUGGUCAUGGCGCUGAUCAGCUCGGUGGGCGCCGCCAUCUGGAAUAGGGAACACACAGACGAGGCCUGCUGGUAUCUGUCGCGGGCCGGUGACAUCUCUCUUAACUUUGCAUACAACCUGCUGACGUUCAUCAUCCUCUACAACAACCUGAUCCCCAUCAGCCUGCUAGUUACCCUGGAGGUGGUGAAGUUCACACAAGCCCUCUUCAUCAACUGGGACGUUGAGAUGUACUACUCGGAGACGGACACGCCGGCCAUGGCGCGAACGUCCAAUCUCAAUGAAGAACUGGGCCAGGUGAAAUACCUCUUUUCUGACAAGACGGGAACGCUCACGUGUAACAUCAUGCACUUUAAGAAGUGUACCAUUGCAGGAAUCACAUAUGGCCACUUCCCUGAUCUUGACUGUGAUCGUUCAAUGGAGGACUUCAGCAACCUGCCGUCCAACAGCCAUAACUCCACAGAGUUUGACGACCCGAGUCUCAUUCAAAACAUUGAAAAGAAUCAUCCAACAUCACCUCAGAUCUGCGAGUUCCUGACCAUGAUGGCGGUGUGCCACACUGUCGUACCGGAGAGGGAGGAUGACCAGAUAAUUUACCAGGCCUCAUCGCCGGACGAAGGAGCGCUGGUCAAAGCUGCCAAAGGACUCGGCUUCGUCUUCACAGCCAGGACCCCUCAUUCGGUCAUCAUCGAUGCUAGAGGAAAGGAAAUGACCUAUGAACUUCUGAACGUACUGGAGUUCUCCAGUAAUCGCAAACGCAUGUCCGUGGUGGUGAGGACGCCCACUGGGAAGCUGCGCCUUUACUGCAAAGGAGCUGAUAAUGUCAUCUUUGAACGACUAACCGAAGCAUCUCAGUAUAAAGAUCUAACCGUCGCUCAUCUGGAGCAGUUUGCUACUGAAGGUCUGAGGACGCUCUGCUUUGCCUAUGUGGACCUGGAGGAAGGCGCCUAUGAGGAGUGGUUGAAAGAAUACAAUCGUGUCAGCACUGAACUUAAAGACCGCACUCAGAAACUAGAGGAGUGUUACGAACUACUGGAAAAGAACUUAAUGCUGCUUGGAGCCACAGCCAUAGAGGAUCGUCUCCAGGCUGGCGUCCCAGACACGAUCGCCACGUUGAUGAGGGCCGGGAUCAAGAUCUGGGUGCUCACAGGAGACAAGCAAGAGACGGCCAUUAAUAUAGGUUACUCCUGUCGCCUGGUGACACACGGCAUGUCCCUCAUCAUUGUCAACGAGGACUCUCUUGAUGCCACUCGUGCCACGCUCACCACCCACUGUUCCUCCCUGGGCGACUCUCUGAGAAAAGAAAAUGAACUUGCACUGAUCAUCGAUGGCCAAACUCUCAAAUACGCUCUGUCCUUCGAGCUCCGCCAGGCCUUCCUCGACUUGGCGCUGUCCUGCAAAGCUGUAAUCUGUUGCCGAGUGUCGCCACUGCAGAAGUCUGAGAUUGUGGACAUGGUGAAAAAGCACGUGAAAGCCAUCACUCUGGCGAUAGGUGACGGAGCGAACGAUGUGGGCAUGAUUCAGACGGCUCAUGUUGGGGUGGGAAUCAGCGGCAACGAGGGCAUGCAGGCCACCAACUCCUCAGACUACUCUAUCGCACAGUUCUCCUAUCUGGAGAAACUCCUUUUGGUCCACGGGGCGUGGAGCUACAACCGCGUCACCAAGUGCAUCCUCUACUGUUUCUAUAAGAAUGUGGUCCUCUACAUUAUCGAGCUCUGGUUUGCGUUUGUGAACGGCUUCUCUGGUCAGAUCCUUUUCGAGCGCUGGUGCAUAGGCCUCUACAACGUGAUUUUCACCGCGCUGCCCCCGUUCACUUUGGGUAUCUUUGAUCGACCGUGCAGCCAACAGAACAUGCUCCGCUUCCCACAGCUCUACAGGAUAACCCAGAAUGCCGAGGGCUUCAACACCAAGGUAUUUUGGGGACACUGUAUCAAUGCACUGAUUCAUUCAAUUAUCCUCUUUUGGUUUCCACUCAAAAUGUUAGAGCACGAUUCCCCGUUUAGUAACGGCCAGGGAAACGACUACCUGUUUGCAGGAAACAUGGUCUAUACGUAUGUGGUCGUUACAGUUUGUCUAAAAGCUGGCAUGGAGACCACCGCUUGGACCAGGUUUUCCCACCUGGCCGUUUGGGGAAGCAUGGCGCUCUGGAUGGUCUUCUUUGCCGUGUACUCUGUGUUCUGGCCCGCCAUCCCGAUCGCUCCCGACAUGCUGGGCCAGGCUGGUAAAGUGAUGCAGUGCUGGUACUUCUGGCUGGGUCUGGUCCUGGUGCCCACCGCAUGUUUACUCAAAGAUUUCGCUUGGGCUGCGACACGUCGCACUCUGAGGAAGACUCUGCUGGAGGAGGUGCAGGAGCUGGAGGCGCGGGCCGUUGACCCGGGAGCCGCGGUGCUCAGGGACUCCAGCGGCCGCAGUCUAAACGAACGAGCCCAUCUGCUGACAAGAGUAUUUAGGAAAACGCCUUCAAGUGUCGGACGCUCCAACUCGGUGCAGCAGACGGUGUCACAUGGCUAUGCUUUCUCUCAGGAAGAGCACGGCGUGGUGUCCCAGUCCCAGGUAGUUCGGUCCUACGACACCACCCGCCAGCGCCCCAGCCUCUAGCCGCCUCCGCCAGCCCCAAAUGAGGCGUUGGCUCAACGUAGCAAUAGUUGUCAUAACGACAGCCAGAUGAACUUCAGAGCCACACUCUGACCGGCCUCUGCCGCGGCCUUACCGAGACAGUGAUGUGACCUCCCUGUCACUUGGGGAUGGGAGGGUCACGGUCGGGUGGGGAGGGGCCGUGUCUGGUGUUCGGAGGACGGGACGAGGCUAAUUACUGAACAAACUCCUAAAAAAGCUGCACAGGCAUGAGCAAACCAUAUCCCAGACAUGCCGAGUCGAACUCAGAGACUUGUACCUGUAUACACCUCAGAUCGCUUCACGCCGCUGUGCGUCGACGUGUGUGUGUGGGCGUGCGUGCGUGUGUGUGCCUGUUUCAGUUCGUUUUUGCCUCUGCCUGUGCAUGUUUGUCUGCACACCGUGGCGCUGUGCGUGUGUGCAUGUGUUGUCUACGUGUGUCGCUUCCACGGUUACCGCUCAUCUCCAGCAAGGAGGAUUCUGCACACCUGUCGUCACGCAACGAAGCGGAGACAGAUGUCAAAAUGAUGGAGUGCUGGCUAAAUUCCUCAAAAAGGACAGAAGGGAGCUCUGCACCACAGCUACACACCCAGUUUUGGCUCCAUGGCAGCACCAAGCUUCACUGCCAAACACCACAGAGGUGGAGCUGAGGCAGAACUCUCCACCUUAAACUUGGACCACCACCUUGCUGCAACACCCCUCUGAGAUCUCCUCUUGUUUAUUUCUUCCUCGCUCUUAUCUCUGCAUCUCAUUGCAUUUCUGCAGCCGCCAUGUUCGUUUUCCUCUGGACAGUUUUUAGGUUUGUUUACACUCGUCUAACGCCAUCAGCUGAUGUAGAAGCAGCAUGCCAGUUUUUAACGCUUCCCCUUCCAGUUCUGCUGGGAUAUCUGCUCUGAACUAAACAUUUUAUUUUUAUUUUUUUAAUUAAAGUGGACAUUCAUGUGUAUGCAUUUAUAUUUUUUUUCCUUUUUGACGUAUGUUUUUGUACUCAUAAGUGGGGGAAGACCCGUUAAUACCCGCAGGAAUAUUUUACUUGAACUACUAACAGGCGUCCAAAAAUGGCGAAGGGAUUAGAUUGAGGACGCUUGCAUGAAUCAUGUGUUUCUCUGCGCUGUCUGAAUGUCCAUUGUCUGUGUGCUCUGUGUUGAGGACACUGCUUUAGGAAUGCGAGAUUGAAGGCUUUGUAUGGGUGGGUUGUGAGGAGCGGGUGGGGGGGGGAAAUGUCCAUCCAAGUCCUAAUCAUUAAAUCUAAUCAAUCCAUGGCCCGA
Xiphophorus hellerii (green swordtail) is the source of this 7981-nucleotide messenger RNA. It is a transcript of the gene atp8a2, whose product is annotated as ATPase phospholipid transporting 8A2. Lineage: Eukaryota; Metazoa; Chordata; Actinopteri; Cyprinodontiformes; Poeciliidae. Gene Ontology annotation, molecular function: ATP binding; ATP hydrolysis activity; ATPase-coupled intramembrane lipid carrier activity. The record is from RefSeq and is a predicted model, not a curated record. Gene Ontology annotation, cellular component: plasma membrane; trans-Golgi network. The transcript is spliced from 36 exons. Bases 3159 to 6698 code for a protein of 1179 amino acids. Gene Ontology annotation, biological process: phospholipid translocation; neuron development.